Molecule: messenger RNA, 1932 nt
Organism: Dovyalis caffra
Lineage: Eukaryota; Viridiplantae; Streptophyta; Magnoliopsida; Malpighiales; Salicaceae
Source: the annotation of a GenBank genome assembly
AUGGGGGAGUAUGAGACUGCAAUUCCUGAAUUAGAAGGAGAAGAAAACUUAAUUGCAGCUGCAAAACAAAUUGUGAGGGCAUUAGGGUCGAAAAAGAACCUUACAGAUGAUGCCAAGAAAAUCUUGGCGGACCUUGGUGCCCAAAUGACUACCAUAACCACCAUCAGUGAAAACGGUGUAGACGAAAUAAGUGAUGAUGAAGGCAGGCUAAGUGUUAUUCAGGAAAAGAUUAUGAUUUGGGAGACAGAUCAAUCUAUGAUCUGGGACUUAGGUCUUGAUGAAGCUACAGAGUACAUAAAUGCUGCUGAUGAAGCUCGUAAAUUGACAGAAAGGCUGGAGACUAUGUGUUUGAAAGAUGAUGGAGAAAAGGAGCUGUUACGGAGGGCGCAUGAUGUUCUUCAAAUUGCAAUGGCAAGGCUCGAGGAAGAGUUCAAGCAUAUGCUCAUUCAAAACAGGCAACCACUUGAGCCAGAACAUUUGUCUUUUCGUUCUAGUGAAGAGGAUGCUGGCUCAGUAAUCUCUCUUGGGGAUGACUCAUUUGAGGAAUCUCUGCGUAGAGAUAGUGUUAGCAGAACUUCAGAGGAAUAUAUUGUUGAUUUAAUUCAUCCUAAUGUGAUUCCUGAGCUCAGAUGUAUUGCAAAUCUGAUGUUCAUUUCUGGUUAUGGUCAUGAAUGUUCCCAAGCAUAUGUUAGUGUUCGACGGGAUGCCUUGGAUGAGUUCCUCUUUAUUCUUGAAAUGGAGAAACUGAGCAUUGAAGAUGUGCUGAGAUUGGAGUGGGGCACCUUAAAUUCCAAGAUCAGGAGAUGGGUUCGUACUAUGAAGAUCUUUGUGCGGGUGUAUCUUGCUAGUGAGAAAUUGCUCUCUGAACAGAUUUUUGGGGAGCAAGAAACAGUUAAUUUGGUUUCUUUUGCUGAUGCUUCAAAGGCUUCAAUGUUGCAACUAUUGAAUUUUGGUGAAGCCAUAUCUAUUGGUCCCCACAAACCGGAAAAGCUUUUUCCUAUUCUUAGCAUGUAUGAGGUCUUAGCAGAUCUUCUUCCUGAUAUAGAUUCAUUAUAUGCAGAUGAGGCUGGUGCUUGUGUUAGAAUUGACUGUCGUGAAGUCCUAAGGAGAUUGGGUGACUCCGUAAGGGCAGCAUUUCACGAAUUUGAAAAUGCUAUUGCAACAAGCAUCUCAGCAAAUUCUUUUGCAGGAGGUGGAAUUCAUCCUCUCACAAAGUAUGUCAUGAAUUACAUCAAUGCUCUCACUGGCUACCGGGGGACCCUCAAUAUUCUCCUCAAGGACCUUGAUGGAGAGGAUCCUAUGUCAUUUUCCCCUGACAUGAGUCCAUCUACAGAAGAAGAGAGCACCAGGGAAGGUGCAUGCGAUGGUUCACCAUUGGCUCUCCAUUUCCGAUCAGUUGCUUCAAUUCUAGAAUGCAAUCUUGAUGACAAGGCCAAGUUAUACAGAGAUGCUUCUUUGCAGCACAUAUUCUUGAUGAACAACAUACAUUACAUGGCUCAAAAAGUUAAGAAUUCUGAUCUUCGCAUUAUAUUUGGAGAUGAGUGGAUUCGAAAGCACAACUGGAAAUUCCAACAGCAUGAGAUAAACUAUGAAAGAGCUACUUGGAGUUCCAUCCUCGCUAUACUGAAGGAUGAGGGGAACUCCAAUUCAUCAAAAACUCUACUCAAAGAAAGGUUUCGGAACUUUUAUCUCGCUUUUGAAGAGGUUUACAGGACCCAGACAGCAUGGUCUAUCCCUAAUACUCAGCUUCGAGAGGAUUUACAGAUCUCAACAUCCCUCAAGGUGAUUCAGGCUUACCGGACAUUUGUUGGAAGGCAUACCAAUCAUAUAAGUGACAAGCACAUUAAGUACAGUGCUGAUGAUUUACAGAAUUACUUGCUGGAUCUCUUUGAAGGGUCUCAAAGAUCAUUGCAUAAUCCCCACAGGAGAUGA